Messenger RNA from Cucurbita moschata (crookneck pumpkin), 1630 nucleotides. Its product is annotated as probable serine/threonine-protein kinase PIX13. Bases 245 to 1450 code for a protein of 401 amino acids. Gene Ontology annotation, molecular function: ATP binding; protein kinase activity. Lineage: Eukaryota; Viridiplantae; Streptophyta; Magnoliopsida; Cucurbitales; Cucurbitaceae. Gene Ontology annotation, biological process: protein phosphorylation. The record is from RefSeq and is a predicted model, not a curated record. The transcript is spliced from 8 exons.
UUUUGCUAGUUAAAGCGAGCUUUAGUUGGCGGGGCCUCCAAUGGCGGAAAAUGGCGACGCCAUAAUUCUUCGACCCCACUCUUCAAAUUGAAACCAAACAAUAUGAUUCACGGUAGUUGACUUUGAACAAACGGACAGAUUUUCAGUCCGUUGUCAUCUUCUUCAGUCCCCACCUCUUUUCAAUUUCAGCGACUCAGUCUUUGUGGAAGAAGAAAAUUAGAGGUUGAGAGAGAGAGUGGGAGAAAUGGGGAUUUGUUGGGGUUCUCCUGUUGGUAAUCAUACCCCUAAUACCACUGGACAUCUCAGUUCAGUGGUAUCCCAGACAACAUCAUCAACGGUCAGCAACAUCUCGAAGAAUAGUAAUUUCUCGGUAGCAAGUGGAGAUGAAGCUUUUCCAAAUGGCCAGAUUUUGCCCUCUCCAAAUUUGAGAGAGUACAGUUUGGCAGAGCUCAAAGCUGCAACCAAAAACUUCAGAGCUGAGGCAAUGCUUGGUGAAGGAGGUUUUGGCAAAGUUUACAAAGGUUGGCUCGAGGAGAAGGGCCAUGGAAAGAAGGGAAAUUCGAUGGUUAUUGCGGUCAAAAAGUUGAAAUCUGAUAGCUUGCAAGGAAUUGAGGAGUGGCAGUCAGAAGUGGGCUUCUUAGGAAGACUUUCUCACCCAAAUCUGGUGAAGCUGCUGGGUUACUGUUGGGAGGAUCACGAGCUACUCCUCACUUAUGAGUUCAUGCAAAAGGGAAGUUUGGAAAACCAUCUGUUUGGAAGGGGCUCAGCAGUUACACCACUAGAGUGGGAUACUCGGCUUAAGAUCGCCAUAGGUGCCGCUCGAGGGCUGGCGUUCUUGCACACAUCGGACAAGCAAGUAAUUUAUAGAGAUUUCAAGGCUUCUAAUAUUCUGCUUGAUGGGUCUUAUACACCAAAGCUAUCAGACUUUGGUUUGGCAAAAUUGGGUCCUUCUGAAAGUAAAUCUCAUUUGUCGACUCGAGUUAUGGGCACUAAUGGUUAUGCUGCCCCGGAGUAUAUAUCCACAGGACAUUUGUAUGUCAAGAGUGACGUGUAUGGUUUUGGAGUUGUACUGAUCGAGAUGUUAACGGGUUUACGUGCACUCGACGAAAACCGUCCAACCGGUCACGAAAACUUGGUGGAUUGGAUAAAGCCAUACUUAUCAGAGAGGAGGAAGCUGAAAAACGUGAUGGACUUUCGGUUGGAAGGCAAGUAUCCAUCGAGAUCAGCAUUCCAAGUGGCUCAGCUUGCUCUCCAAUGUAUUGAGCAAGAACAGAAGAACAGACCAGCAAUGAACGAGGUUGUCGAGACACUGGAACGGAUCGAAGCUAUGAACGACCGACCGAAUGAGCCUAGAAACCGUUCGCCCCGCCAGCCUCUUCACCAUAGCUCUCCACUUCACGUGAAGCAAUAUGGAGUCCAUGCUAAUCAAACAUCACCCAGGUUGAGAUAGAUUUCAUUGGUACUGAUUCUCUUGUUCCACUCUCAUUUCUUCAUUCAUAUGUUUCUUAUAAAUCUUAGAAUGGAAUGACCUCUCACCAUUUGAUUCUCGAAAGGCAGAACGAACGAACAGUUUGGGACCGGGCACGACCCUAAACUGUGUCCUUACAAAGAAUGUUUCAUUUCCCUCUCC